This is a messenger RNA of Saccharomycopsis crataegensis, 954 nucleotides long. RefSeq names its product Pex19p (gene PEX19). Lineage: Eukaryota; Fungi; Ascomycota; Saccharomycetes; Ascoideales; Saccharomycopsidaceae. The record is from RefSeq and is a predicted model, not a curated record. Bases 1 to 954 code for a protein of 317 amino acids. Gene Ontology annotation, cellular component: peroxisome; peroxisomal membrane. The transcript has a single exon. Gene Ontology annotation, biological process: protein import into peroxisome membrane.
AUGGCAGAUAACGACGAUUUUGACGAUUUGGAUGAUUAUUUAGACGAUUUUGCCGACGAAAUAUUAGACAAGCCUUACACUGUAGGUGUCGAACAUGAUGGUGAAUCAGCUCCUGCAAAAAAUGAUGCUGAUCAGGAAGGCAACGAUGAGCUUACUGAACAGCAACUCGAAAAGGAAAUAGAGACACAAAUGGCAUCGUUAUUCGGGGAAAGCUAUAAGGAUCCACAAUCGAAAAAACAUUUAGAUGAGUUGAUGAAUCAAUUAGCUUCGACGUUUGAUUUAGGAGGACAACAGCCUGCUGAUGAUAAGGAAGAAUCAACCAAAAAGGAAGAUAUCCCAAAAGAUUUCAGCUCAGUGAUCUCUGGAACAAUGUCUAGAUUGAAAGAUCAAGAUGCAAAAAUUGAUCAAUCAAUAAAGAAAGAAGAAGCGGAUAAACAGCAGCCAUCGCUUUCCAAUCAAGAGGAUUUGUUGGCCAAAUUGAUGAAGGAUAUGAAUCUUGAUGAAACUUUGGGUGGUUUGGGAUUCGAUCCUUCAGAAGGAAUUUCUGACGAAGGAGGUCUAGAGCAGUUGUUGAACAAUAUGGUUGUGCAAUUGACAUCUAAAGAGUUAUUGUACGAUCCAAUGUCAAAGCUAUCGAUAGGCUUGCCUAAAUACAUUGGAGAAAACGAAACUAACCCAAAAGUCUCCAAAGACGAUAUGGAGCGUUACAAGUCACAGUUAAAACACGUUGAGAAAAUCUUGAGUAUUUAUGAUGAUCCAAAAUUUGACGAUAAAAAUGAUGAAUAUCAAAAAUUGAUUAGUGAUAACUUGGAACAAUUGCACGAAUGUGGGCUACCACCACCAGAAUUAAUGGAUGAUAUGCCAGGUGCAUCCACAGGUAUUCUGCCACCAAUGAAUUUUAAUCCGGAAGAUUUGGAAAACGCUCUUCCGACUGAUGGUUGUGAACAACAAUAA